GUGGAGUGACGCUGUUGGAAGGAGAAUUUCGAGGUCCACAAGUCAUAGAAAGGCCCACAAACUGGGAUUUAGCACUUGCAAGGCCAAAGAAAAGCCACUAUUAGCUCCACUGCAAAAGAAAAAUCGGCAUUAAAAAUACAACUUUGUCAGUCUAGAGUCAGCCCCAAUCGGCAUAGAGAAAUAUCGUCAUGGCUCAGUAUAUUCCUUUGCCAAUCAAAAUGAUAAAUGCCAAUUAUAAUUAUUAGCACCAUCAGAAAAAUCAUACGACGUGACCCCUCCUUCAUUGCAUAAGAUAAGAACAAUCCGUAUGCUGUGUAUUUGUUAAAAACAAUCCUAAUACUAUUAUUUUAAUCUUAUCUGCCUUUCAUAAUACGAGUUGCUAACGACCGACUGCAUAUAAAGGAUACUGGGUAAACGGAAAUAAGCCAUAUUAUUAUUAAACGAACAAACAACAAGCACGAAUUGUCAAUACACAGUCAGCGUUCAGUUUGAAAAUGGCACCAAAGAUCGAAAAACUGACGGAGUCUUUGAAGCUGGGCGAAGGACCCUUUUGGGACCAGAAGAAAAAGUGCCUGUAUUUUUGCGGUAUGGUGGAGGAGAAUAUACAUAAGUAUGAUCCCAGGACGAAAAAGCAUACGAAAGCUUAUGUCGGAGGUGGUAACGUUUCCAUGGUGAUACCAGUAAAGGGCAAAGAGAACAAAUUCGUAGUAAGUUUGGAUCGCUCCGUUUGCACUGCCACAUGGGAUGGUGAAAGUGAUAAAGUAACAGAUAUCAAGAAGAUUGUAGAAGUUGAGCCAGGAACUUCUCAUGUUUUCAAUGAUGGGAAGUGCGAUCAUACUGGAAGACUUUGGAUAGGUACAAUGGGAAAGAAAGCUACGGACCUGAACAUUCCUGAGAAACAAGGCACACUGUACAGCAUCGAAAAGAAAACAGUGAAAAGCCAUAGGAGGGAGAUAGGUAUAGCCAAUGGGUUGGCCUUUGACCCCAAGCGGAACAAGAUGUACUACAUUGAUUCAUUUGCCGGUACUGUUGAUCAGUAUGACAUCGACUUUACAACUGGAACGCUGUCCAACCUUCAACCUAUUUGCAACCGUAGCACCCAUGGUUUGGAUCAUUGUCUUUUUGAUGGAAUGACUAUCGACUCUAAUGGCAACCUUUGGGUAGCAGUCUUCAACGGAUCCCGAGUUAUCCAGAUUGAUCCUAGAGUACCGGAUAAGCUGCUACAGACCAUCGAGAUGCCCGUUCCACAUGUGACAUCUGUCGCAUUUGGAGGUGACAAUUUCGAUGAGUUAUAUGUGACCACCGCCAGAUUCAGCCCAACUCCAGGACCAUUGGAAGGUUGUACCUUCAGAGUUACUGGAAUCAACGCUAAAGGACUUCCACCAGACGAAUUUGUUGAAUAGACACGAUUAAUGCUUUGUGUAUCAAAAUUAUAAAAAAGCAAUAUACUAUUGUUGAACAAAGGCUGUUGAGUAAAGA
Acanthoscelides obtectus is the source of this 1479-nucleotide messenger RNA. NCBI's taxonomy places the organism in Eukaryota, Metazoa, Arthropoda, Insecta, Coleoptera, Chrysomelidae. The record is from the annotation of a GenBank genome assembly.